Haemonchus placei is the source of this 912-nucleotide messenger RNA. The record is from the annotation of a GenBank genome assembly. NCBI's taxonomy places the organism in Eukaryota, Metazoa, Nematoda, Chromadorea, Rhabditida, Trichostrongylidae.
AUGGACCACCACGACACUAUCUUUAAAGAGUUGACGACACCAGCAGAUACAUGUCCUACAUUGACGUUUUCUACACAGCUUCGAACAGUAUUGGCCAUCGAAACGAUUUCCAUCUGUCUUCUCUCCGGUAUCGCCCAGAUUCCGAUGAUUUUGAUCUUGGGUGCAUUUUUCGUGACGUCAUUUUUUACAUACGUGAUCCUGGACGGGACACUGAUUCUUCAUCGGGUCGCCUAUACAUUCUAUCCAUACUCUGCUGGUCGAGUGCUGUCGAAGACUGUUUUGGAGAUUUAUCUGGGUCUCGUUGGAGCACUGCACAUCACAAUUAUCGCGCUGACGAUCAGUCCACUAUGUGGAUAUCAAUUCUGUCCGCAGACUAUGAAACGCUUCUUUACACAUGGACCACUGUCACCUUUUCUUGUGUGGAUGAACAGGGUAUGCAAUCACGUGUUUGGCUUAACUGGACUUUUUGCAUACGUUGCAAUAUGCGUGUAUCUUUUCGCUCGAGGAACUCUAAGAUUUGGUAACAAUUCCGAAAUUCGCCUCACUCUACAGGUUAUUGUAAUGUCUACAAUUGGCAUGUUUUACUUCUCCUACUUUGAAUUCCAUGAAAUGUUGAAGAUUCCUCAACCGGCUGCGACUAUAAUCUAUGAAACUGUGGUUCUUCUGUACUACAAUUCCGAAUUUGCGCCGUACCUACUUCUGAACAAGAAAGACCUCUUUGCUGACGUCUCACAGCUCAUCGCUUAUAUCCGCAGAGACAUGCCCCGCCAAGAUUGUAUUAGAAGUACCGCAGUGAUUGCACGAGAUCAGCAUGUGCGAAGUAUCGUAUUCAGUCCUCUUUGCUUGCAGUUGGAGAAAUCCACAUCACCUCCCGUCAAACGUGCUGCUCCUGCGAAAACGAUCAAUACAUGA